AUGUUUUCAAGAUCACCCAAAGGAUCUUUUAUCAAGUAUAGUGUUUUCAUUGUUGGCGGAGGUUUGUUGGCUUAUGGCUCCGCGGAAUCCCUCGCAAGUUCCGAAACGUUUUAUAACAAAGCGGUAAUACCACUAAUUCAUAGACACAUUGAUGGCGAAACUGCACAUGAUUGCGCUAUUCGGUUCAUUUCCUGGGGCCUUCUACCUCGUUUUAGCAAUAGCCGAAAAGAAUAUCCAGAGCUGAAUUGCGAAUUUCUUGGAAAACAGCUGAAAAAUCCAAUCGGGUUGGCAGCUGGCUUCGAUAAGAACGGCCAGGCUAUUCGUCCAUUGGCUGAGUGGUCAGGUUUCGGUCUGAUCGAAAUUGGUACCGUUACCCCCAUCCCACAACAGGGUAAUCCACGUCCACGAGUAUUUCGUCUUCUGGAAGACGAGGCUCUUAUCAAUCGAUACGGUUUCAACAAUGAUGGGGUGGGUCGCGUUCAACAACGGGUGAAAGCUGCUCGAGACGAUUGGAAUGAUAAUCUUGCUAUGUUCGGUGUGAAUUUAGGCAAGAACAAGCUCUGUGAUGAGGCCAGAUUAGAUUACGAGAUUGGUGUUAACUAUUUUGCUGCAUAUAGUGAUUAUGUGGUCAUCAAUGUGUCUUCUCCUAACACUCCGGGUUUACGAUCUAUACAAAAGAAAUCUGAUUUACAAAAUUUACUCGCUUAUGUGAAACAUGCCAUUGAUGUCAUGGAAUUGAAUGUACGCCCAAAAGUGCUCCUCAAAAUUGCUCCUGAUCUCACAGAAUGCGAAAAAAAGGAUAUCGCUCAGGUAGUUAUGGAUUCGAAAUAUGGUGUUGAUGGUUUAAUAGUUUCGAACACAACUAUUGCUCGUCCGGAUACUCUACGGAGUAAGAAUAAAGAUGAAUCUGGUGGUCUCAGUGGAACGCCACUACGUGAGAUGAGCACUGAAUGUGUUCGAGAUAUGUACAGAUUCACCAACGGACGAGUACCCAUUGUAGGAUGCGGCGGUGUUUCAAGCGGCGCCGAUGCGUAUGAGAAGAUUCGAGCUGGGGCAUCGGUUGUGCAGCUCUACUCAGCGCUAGCGUAUCAUGGAUUUCCUGUUGUGGGAAAGAUAAAGCGUGAGCUAGCGGAAUUACUGAGACGAGACGGCUACACAAACAUUAGUCAAGCGGUAGGUGCUGAUCAUAGGAUAUGA
Haemonchus placei is the source of this 1197-nucleotide messenger RNA. Lineage: Eukaryota; Metazoa; Nematoda; Chromadorea; Rhabditida; Trichostrongylidae. The record is from the annotation of a GenBank genome assembly.